Molecule: messenger RNA, 2737 nt
Organism: Cyphomyrmex costatus
Lineage: Eukaryota; Metazoa; Arthropoda; Insecta; Hymenoptera; Formicidae
Product: Rho GTPase activating protein at 54D
Exons: 7
Coding region: 23-2737 (904 amino acids)
Biological process (GO): signal transduction; regulation of small GTPase mediated signal transduction
Cellular component (GO): cytoplasm
Molecular function (GO): GTPase activator activity
Source: RefSeq, a predicted model, not a curated record
CGUUUAAAUUGCUCGUUUUUCCAUGUACACAACGAUGGCAGAUUUUAACGACGGGGUGGAUGGAAAGCUAGCUUUUAGAAUGCGAAAAGUUAAUCCCGAGCAAUUUCACACGCUUGUAAAAAUGCAUCUUUCCUUUGAAUUGGAUCUUAACACGGAAGACAGUGAUAGUGUUACUGAGAAAGCAAGAUUGAAGAAGUGGGGUCUUCUGAGCUUUACCAAGAAAUCCAAAUCUUCAGUCAAUUUAGAAAAAGGUACAGAUGGUGUUAUGUUAUGUGAAGAUGGUAUAAAUCAUUUGACGCAAUUGAUAGAUUAUCUGUCCAAGGAACAAAAUAUCAUACAAGAGGGAAUAUUCCGACGGACUGGAAAAUUGACAAGGCAGCAGGAUUUAAAAACAGCUAUGUCUCAGGGUAUAUUUUUAGAUCUCGAUGAUGGUAGAUUUAGUGUACAUGAUUGUGCCUCUGUGUUAAAAACGUUUCUGGCAGAACUGUCUGAACCACUCUUAACAGAUUUACAUUAUCCAGCACAUUGCCAGAUUGCUGAAUUGUGCAGCUUAGAUGCAAAAACAAAUGAUGCAAGACUACUGAGUUCCUUACAAUUGCUGUUGCUACUUUUGCCACCUCCUAACAGAAUUUUGUUGAAAGCUAUUGUUACCUUAUUGAAUAAGACAGCGAGUUACGAGCAUAGUAACAAAAUGAACAGUGACACACUAGCCACUCUAUUUACACCUCACCUAUUGUGUCCACGAAAACUGUCACCUGAAGCUUUACAUAUAAAUUCUCAAAAUCUGUCGUGUCUAGUUGCAUUUAUGAUUAGGAAAGGUAUAGAAUUGUUUGAGAUUCCACCAAAAUUGGCUACAGAUAUAAGAGCAUAUUGGGUGGAGCAAGAGAGAAAAUUGCUGAGUCCUAAAAAGACUGAUCUGAACGAGUCGGUACCAGAUGCAACUAGUACAGCCCAUACUGUGUUCAGUUUUGUCGAUCGUAAAUUAACAGCGAAGGCUAAUUCCACGCAAGACACACAGGCAGCCUUGGCUCAGCUAUACGCUCAUAUACAAGCCAUGCCGGAAUCUGCCAAAAAGCGGCGACUUGUAAAACAAUUUAACAAGGAAAAUGGACAGGGUACACCUAGGCACGUAAAGAAUUGCAAAACCAAAAGUCUUGGAGAUUCCAUCAAGAAACAUAUUUUUCAAAAGAAAAUCCUAGGCCACAAGAAAUUUAUCGAUAUAAAUAUUGGAUGCAAUAUUACUAGAUCAAGCAGUGAAGAAAAUAUAUUAUCAACGAAAUUAGAAGAUUCAUUUCUUCCGACAAGAGCGGUUCUUAGCAAAUCAAAUGACGAACUGAGCACGGAAAACUGUGAUACAACUAAUAACGAUCUUUUACGUGCCAAACAUACGAAUAGUAUAGAUAGCAUUAAGAAUGAGACUUUGACAAGUUGUAAAGCAAAAAAAAUAAUAUUAAUCGAUGAAUCUGCAGAUACAAAAGAUGAGUUGAAUGGAAAACACACACAUGAUACAAAACAGGAUUUCGAUUUGGUCGAACUCAGUUUGAGUUCAAGUUUACAAGAGAUUAAUGUAACGAUUAAUGAGGAUAGUCACUUUGACACUAAUAAAUUAACACGACCACUUAGUGAGCCACCUGACUUGUAUUCUACUCGUAAUGAUAAUUCUAUGGAUAAUAAUAAAUUUGUGCGGCGAAAUUCGGAAUCUAUUCUCACAUCUAUUGCAACAGCAAAUGUAAAAAGUUUCCCUUCAAAAACUUGUAUCUCGAAUGUAAAAUCAUCUGAAACUACUUUGAAUGUUGAAUCGCAUGCUGAAAAUGCAUGUACGCAUAAUUUACAAUCUCCGAUGGUCAAAAAUAGAUUUAGGAAUGUGUACGCUGUUCAUACAUCGACACCAUCGAGUUUAUUACGAAGCCUGGCAACUAACGACUAUAUCUUGACUCCUAUUACUAACAAUGAUAGAAGCAUGAGUCCGAUUACACAAAGCGCAACAAAGAUGACGAAAGCCAUGCAGGAAACUAUGAUGACUCCGCGCUCCAGGAAGCCUGUAAUGAUUGUUUCAACUUCGAAUCUAUGCAAUCUCGUCACUGGCAGCAAUAGUUGCGAUUUACAUGGACCAAAUCUAGACAUGGUCGGUACAAUAAAUAAUUGUGCUUCUAUUUUAGAGGAAUCCCAAACAUACAGCAGUACAGACAAUGCGCUAGCCUACACAAAAGAUGUCGAGAAUAAAGAAAAUAACAGAUUAGAUACGCUCGAGAAACAUAGCUGUAUACAAUCCGUUGCAAACUGUUGCGCCUGUACGCAACAAAGUUCAAUGUCCAUAACGAGCACGUUCAGAGAAUAUCUGUUAUCGAGAAGUGUAUUAACCGCCAGUCCUGUCGAUCUUAGUUUUACAUCACGGACAGGAGACUUUGAGCAGUCGGAAUCCGAUUUGAAUAUAUUGAAUGAUGAUACGUUGUCUGAUAGUUUAUUGUGUUGUUUGGACGGUAAUCAACCAGAAUCUGACACUUCCGGUAUUGCGUCUGGCAGCACGAAUAGUGCGAAUAAUUCCACUGAGAAACCAGAGGAAUUACUUUCUCCAAGAAAACGAGGGACCAGUUUACAACGAAAUGAUUCUAAAAAAUCCACGAGAGAAAGUGUGGUCAAGAGCACAAGAAGCGAAGAGUGCAAACAUAAACUGCGCGAUGAAUCGACGUUAAAUCCAACAAAAAUGAAAGAUAGCUUUCAAGAGACAUCAUUUUAA